AUGGCUUUCAACGGCGCCUCUGACGGCGAAGACGGGCCGCACUCGCCACCAUUCCGGAACUGGGCGUCCUUGAUGAGCAGCGGCGCAGCGGGAGGCGGGCGCGUCGAUGGGGCUCUCUUGACGGAGCCGGGAUCAUACGAAGACUUCCACUACUCCCUCCCGUUCGACAUGGGCUCGUUUGGCCAGUCACCUCCGAGCGCGAGCGCCUUCUUCGGCGGACGACCUUUCUCGCCGUUCGGUUCGACUUCUGCUGGCGCUCACUCUCCCAACCCUCCGUCCGGCGCUCCGUUCUCCUCCUUUUCGCCUCCCUUCGCAUCUGGCUCCUAUGCUUCGCCUCCAACAAUACACGGCCAGCUCUCUCCCCAUUCCUCACACCAGCAUCCGCCGACCAUGCCUCCUCCCGACCCCGCUCCCUUGUUCGACAGCACCGAGACAGCCCUCUUCUCCUCCUUCCUCAACACGCUCGACGUCGACCCAAACUUUCUCUUCAACCCCGUCUUACCGCCGGGCAUGCCGAGUCCGCCCAGCACGAGCAUGUUGCAGACGGGCGAACGGAGGGAGGAGGACAGGCGAGAGAGGGAGAUCCUGGGAAGAGAGGUCGGAGGGCUCGACAUCGGAUCAAGCUCAGCUGUGGCAGGACUCGUCUCGCCGACGGGAAGGACCGCCGACCGUGUCCCGCCAGAGCUGCCGGACGAGCUGGACGAGCCAGGAGGCGGCGCCGAUGAGGAUGACGAGGAUGCAGGCGAAAACGACCCGGACUUUGAACCGGGUCCGUCUCGAGGGACUCGGAGAAAGUCGCGAGGCGGGCCAGCAGCAGGGACGGGGAGGGAAAAGAAACCGCGAACUGGGAGGAGCGAGGUCAAGGAGGAGCUGGACGAGGGUGAGGAUGUCGAGAUGGCGGCGGUGGACGACGGCGACUAUGUCGAUGGCGCAGGUUUCACGGCGAGCGGUCGGCCAAGACGGAACGCGCGAGCGCCUAGACGGCUAUCGUCGUCGACCGCAACCUCGGCUACCGCGCGACCUCGUCCUUCGCUCAGUCGACCUCCUCAGCCGCCCGCACCGCCUUCCACGCUCGACGACGACCCCGCCGAGGACGCAGACGACGCCUUCGACAGCGCCUCCGCAACCGCGACAACCUCGUCCUCUACGCCAAAGGUUCCCUUGACCGAGUCGCAGAAACGCAAUAACCACAUCCUGUCGGAGCAAAAGCGGCGCAACGCGAUUCGGUCCGGCUUCAAGGACCUGGUCGACUUGCUCGUCGCUGGCGAGCAGGCGAGUGGAAUCGUUCUUGGCGGCGCGGAGGAGGAUGACGGCACGGGCAAGAAGAAGAAAGGGAAAGGAACGGGUCGAGGGCGCGGGAGGAAGGGCGAAGUCGGCGCGAACGCGAGCAAGAGCGUCGUCCUGACCAAGGCGUCGGACUACAUCCUCUGGCUCGAGCGGGGGAACAGAGCGCUGGAGCAGGAGGUCCGGAGGGUGCAGGCGCUGCUCCAGCAUGUCACGGUACAGGAGUAG
Molecule: messenger RNA, 1512 nt
Organism: Rhodotorula toruloides NP11
Lineage: Eukaryota; Fungi; Basidiomycota; Microbotryomycetes; Sporidiobolales; Sporidiobolaceae
Product: HLH transcription factor
Exons: 2
Coding region: 1-1512 (503 amino acids)
Biological process (GO): regulation of transcription by RNA polymerase II
Molecular function (GO): protein dimerization activity; DNA-binding transcription factor activity, RNA polymerase II-specific; RNA polymerase II cis-regulatory region sequence-specific DNA binding
Source: RefSeq, a predicted model, not a curated record